UUGAUUGUAUACACCUGUGUCCAUGGAGGGGAUUGGAACACCUGAAUCACAAGAUAUGGAGGGGAUUGGAAUACCUGAAUCACACGAUAUGGAGGGGAUUGGAGCACCUGAAUCACACGAUAGGGAGGGGAUUGGAGCACCUGAAUCACAUGAUAGGGAGGGGAUUGGAGCACCUGAAUCACAUGAUAGGGAGGGGAUUGGAGCAACUGAAUCACAUGAUAUGGAGGGGAUUGGAAUACCUGAAUCACACGAUAUGGAGGGGAUUGGAGCACCUGAAUCACAUGAUAGGGAGGGGAUUGGAGCACCUGAAUCACAUGAUAGGGAGGGGAUUGGAGCACCUGAAUCACAUGAUAGGGAGGGCGGGGACAAUACUUUGGGCAACAUAGUGUAUCUAUCU
This is a messenger RNA of Staurois parvus, 397 nucleotides long. Lineage: Eukaryota; Metazoa; Chordata; Amphibia; Anura; Ranidae. The record is from the annotation of a GenBank genome assembly.